GGGGAGGGAGGCGAAACCAGGGGUGCCUUGAUUGAUAGCGGUUGCCACCAGUGGGUGGGGGGGACGGCGAGGUCUCAGCCAAUAGACUCGCCCCAAGUCGAGCGGCGAGCCAAUGGUGGGGCUGGGGGGCGGGGCGCGCCGCUGGCUGAUUGAUCCCAGCUUUGGCGUUGUUCAGUUAGAGCGAGAACAUUCUAGAGUUUGCCCGGCACUGCUGUCCCUGCUGAUACCGCCCGCCCCAGGACGCCGGGACCCGGAGGCUGCGGCGUCCGCCUCCGCCUCCCUCUCCGCCUGGAUAUAAGCGCCCCCACGGCCCUAUUCUCCUCGCACACUCGGCUUCGUCGCAGCCCGGGGCGAGCAGCGUUGGGUUUAUGUCUUUAUUGGACGAAAACGAGCUGUUGCGCAGCCACUGGUACCUGUAUUGGGGAAACAUAGCAUACAAGCAAGAACCUUACAGCCUCAGUGGCGAAAAUUUUUUCAUGUCAGAGACCGAGAACUCUUGCAGUCGUUUAUGUCAUCCCGUCUUCUCCAGACAGAAGAUACCAAAAAACUGCAAUCAAAGAUCUCUUCAUCUUAUUGAUAAAGCUACUAAUAAGGCAAAAUGUCUGUCAACGUCAACCGCAGUGUUUCAGAUCAGUUCUAUCGCUACAAAAUGCCCCGUCUGAUUGCCAAGGUGGAGGGCAAAGGAAAUGGAAUAAAGACGGUUAUAGUCAACAUGGUUGACGUUGCAAAGGCGCUUAAUCGGCCUCCAACGUAUCCUACCAAAUUUUUUGGUUGUGAGCUGGGAGCACAGACCCAGUUUGAUGUUAAGAAUGACCGUUACAUUGUCAAUGGAUCUCAUGAGGCGAAUAAGCUGCAAGACAUGUUGGAUGGAUUCAUUAAAAAAUUUGUUCUCUGUCCUGAGUGUGAGAAUCCUGAAACUGAUCUGCAUGUCAAUCCUAAGAAACAAACUAUAGGUAACUCUUGCAAAGCCUGCGGCUAUCGAGGCAUGCUUGACACAAACCAUAAACUCUGCACGUUCAUUCUCAAAAACCCACCUGAAAGUGGUGACACUGGUACAGGAAAGAAAGAAAAGGAGAAGAAGAACAGAAAAGGCAAGGACAAAGAGAAUGGUUCUGUGUCCAGCAAUGAGACACUUCCACCCCCACCACCGGAGGAGAUAACUCCUCCACAGGUUGUGGAGGAGGAGGAUGAUGAUGACUGGGGUGAAGACACGACAGAAGAAGCCCAGCGGCGUAGAAUGGAUGAAAUCAGUGACCAUGCAAAGAACCUCACACUUAGUGAAGACCUGGAAAGAACAGUGGAGGAGAGGGUCAACAUACUGUUUGAUUUUGUGAAGAAAAAGAAGGAAGAAGGUGUCAUUGAUACUUCUGACAAAGACAUUGUAGCAGAAGCAGAGAGACUGGAUGUAAAGGCUAUGGGCCCACUAGUUCUCACUGAAGUACUCUUUGACGAAAAGAUUCGUGAACAGAUAAGGAAAUACAGACGUCACUUCCUUCGUUUCUGCCACAAUAACAAGAAAGCUCAGCGGUACCUUCUCCAUGGCUUCGAGUGUGUGGUAGCCAUGCAUCAGUCUCAGCUUAUUUCUAAAAUACCACAUAUUCUGAAGGAAAUGUAUGAUGCAGAUCUUCUGGAAGAAGAAGUCAUCCUUGGCUGGGCAGAAAAGGCCUCAAAGAAAUACGUCUCAAAGGAGCUUGCCAAAGAAAUCCGUGUCAAAGCAGAACCAUUUAUUAAAUGGCUGAAGGAAGCUGAAGAAGAAUCUUCCGGUAAUGAAGAAGAGGAUGAAGACGAAAACAUAGAGGUGGUGUACUCUACAACUGCCAGUGUACCUAAAGUUGAAACUGUGAAGCCUGCAAACAAUAAAGACGAUGAUAUCGAUAUUGAUGCCAUUUAAAGUGAUGCAACAUAGCUUCCAGCAUAGUAAUACAAAUUUCUCUGCGUUUUCUGCCAGAAGUGUGACUUGUAUGUGCACAAGCUGAAAUGGCUUAACAUCCUGCUACUUUGUACUCUAAAAUGUAUCUUUUUACUGUGACUGGUCUUGUGUAACUAAGCCUAAUACCAAGGAGUCAGCACGUUGGUGAACUGAUCUAGUUUGCAACUGGCAUGUUCUAUCUUGUUUUUCUAACUUGUGUUGGACGCCAUACUUGAAGCGCAUUUAUACAGUUGUGGAAAUAAAGGAUUUGGUUUUGGUCAGUCUUCA
Falco peregrinus (peregrine falcon) is the source of this 2197-nucleotide messenger RNA. RefSeq names its product eukaryotic translation initiation factor 5 (gene EIF5). Gene Ontology annotation, molecular function: eukaryotic initiation factor eIF2 binding; GDP-dissociation inhibitor activity; translation initiation factor activity. Bases 599 to 1891 code for a protein of 430 amino acids. NCBI's taxonomy places the organism in Eukaryota, Metazoa, Chordata, Aves, Falconiformes, Falconidae. The transcript has 12 exons. Gene Ontology annotation, cellular component: cytosol. Gene Ontology annotation, biological process: formation of cytoplasmic translation initiation complex; translational initiation; formation of translation preinitiation complex. The record is from RefSeq and is a predicted model, not a curated record.